AUGGUGCUUUCACCUGCUUAUCGAGUAAAUGUCGGUAUGUUUGCAGCUGAGCGUCUGCACUACUGGACAGCUGAACUUGCGCUGCCAUUGUCGGAACUUGCUCGAUAUUCACAAGCCAAAGUUCCGCCCGUAUCGACAUCGUUUUGGAGGAUCAACUUCUCACGUGUUGAGUGGCCUGUUCGUGUUGUUUCGGAUCGAGACACUGGCAAACAGGUUUACGAAAAGGAGUCGGGCUUAAGCGAGGAGAAUUGGACGUGGAGUGCACAGUUUGCAGUCGACAUGCAUCGUCCAGAGUGGUGGGGAUACCUCUACUUUCGUCCGCGACAUGAAAGUCCACCGUUGACAGAAGACAGCAACGAGACUGUACCACUUGAUCCUGAAUGGGGCGUGCGGUAA
Molecule: messenger RNA, 396 nt
Organism: Peronospora matthiolae
Lineage: Eukaryota; Oomycota; Peronosporomycetes; Peronosporales; Peronosporaceae
Source: the annotation of a GenBank genome assembly